Messenger RNA from Mucor velutinosus, 3465 nucleotides. RefSeq lists its product as uncharacterized. Lineage: Eukaryota; Fungi; Mucoromycota; Mucoromycetes; Mucorales; Mucoraceae. Gene Ontology annotation, molecular function: protein dimerization activity. The transcript has 3 exons. The record is from RefSeq and is a predicted model, not a curated record. Bases 1 to 3465 code for a protein of 1154 amino acids.
AUGGAAGCAUUCGCUAGUCUUCCAGCUCAACAGCAUAAAUUGCCCACAUCAAACAACGAUGACAAUGCACCUUAUCUGUCUUUAUCUCAGUUUGAUGUAGAGUUACAACAACAAGCUCAACUGGCCAUACAGCAUGAAAUGGCAGCAUGGGAAGAUUUUGAAAAUUAUUUGCCGCCUGUCAAUAACAACACUACACAUUACAAUCAAAAUGCCUUUGUUCAACAGUAUAAUCAGAACCCACUUCAGUCUAUUGAUCAACAGCUAUGUAACACCAAUAGUUUAAAUCUACCAUCCUCACCUCAAACUAUGAGCAGUAGCUCCAGCAGCCAUUGGACGGCGCCUCCAGAUGCCACAGACAUCAAACUUGAAUACACUAGUCCAGAGCAUGUAGCAUUUACUUCUCCGAGCAGUGAAGCCAUGCAGUCUAUCAUUUCGCCUUUUGGUAGCCCUGAACAGCAUACUUUAUAUCAUCGCUCUCCCAUCUCCACAUGCAAUACUACACCAUUGGAAACUCCCUUGCAUUCACCGAAACAUAACAUCUUUGCUCCUAUGAAUUUCAGAGUUCAGCCACAACCACAUCAGCACAGUCUCGUCCAAACCACCACACAGCAACAGCAACAAGCUACUUCUCCUGUUGAAGAUAAACAAAAGCCAUCUAGUACUGAACUGAAUCCUAAUGUUGCAGCCGCUGCUGCUGCUGCUAUAGGAACCAAUUUGAACAACAAUACAGCCCCUGCUUCUACUGUCAAUGCUGCUAAUGUUGCUCAACUGCCAAUGCCUCAACAAAAGAAGACUGCGCACAACGCGAUUGAACGUCGCUAUCGAAACAAUAUCAAUGACCGUAUCACGGAGCUGAAAAAUGCUGUUCCUGCCUUGCUUUACGCCAAGGUGAAAGACUCUCGCACUGGCAACAAGAGAAGCCAUCGUGCUACUAAUAACGAAGAUGAUGAAGACGAUGAAGAUGGCGAAGAAUACCUCGAUGGUGUCGCCAUUGCUACCAAGCUGAAUAAGGCUACUAUUCUCCGCAAAGCUACCGAGUACAUCUUGCAUUUGAAGCGCACAGGGGAUGACUUGCGACAAGAGAAUGCCACACUGCAACAUCUUCUUGGUCAGUUGCCUGGUGGGCAUGACGUAUUGAGCCGCUAUCGUAUGCAAAAGAUGCAACGCGAGCAAGAAUUCCAACGACAACUACUACAAGAGCGUGCUAUGCAAAAGCAUAAACAGCAACAGCAACGCAAAUCUAACAGCAGAAAGAGAUCUCGCCAUCCCGAAACUCCAGAGAAUGAAUAUGAGUCUUGUUCUUCCUCCAAUUCUGCUGACCCACUGACACCUCCUACUGUCAAUCCAGCAAAGAAACAGCGUCAGCAACAAUUGCAUGAUAUGAUUCAGCAGCAACACCAGCAACAAGGCAACAAUACUAAUGUUGCUAAUCGUGUUUUCAUGGCCGUGUUUAUGGCCAUCAGCUUCUUCUCUGCUUCUCCUCUCUCUGCGGGCCCCACCUCCAAGGAACAGUUUGAGAACCACAACCACAUUUCUCGUACCGCUGAUAGCAUCUUUGCCUCCAACUCAAGCUCUGACAACUCGUUCCUCUCUACAUUGUUCCCUCUCCAUGAUGGCUGGUCCGCUUUGCGGUCUACCAUGUUUGCCGUCUGCCUUGUUCAAUUGUUUUUCCCUGUCUUGAGGUUUUGGCUUUCUUAUGGUUUCAAAGUCAAGAGAGUCAACAAGAAAUCUAGAACUGCGUCUCCUGAAAACAAGUCGUCGCUCAACGGAAACAUUGCUUCUCAUGUCACUUCAUUGACGCCUGGCGACCAAAAAUGCAUGCAAAUCUACAGCAUCCUGGUGAAGUCCCUGGAAAACGAUGAAAUCUCAAAGUCUCAAAAGCCAUCAGUUCUUCCUCAAAACCACAAAAGCACUCUUGGUUUCUACAUUACCCUUGGUAAAGAAAUUGCUCGUUUUGUCAGUCGUCAUUGGCUCGGCUAUGAAAUAUUGUAUGAUGACAAGGACCUGACGCCUCAGGAACAAUGGGUCCAAGCUUGUAAAUGGAUCAAGCUAAACGAGGUUGAAUGCCUCGGUGGCAACCCCAAUGUCACUCGCUCCUCCAUGCUCUACUCCUGCUUCCACAUGCUCAAUCUCAUUGAACUGAUGGAAGAUGAUGACAACGAGUAUGUCGAGCAAUCUCGUUCCCGAGUAUACGCCACCACUGCCUUGCAAAUGGCUCUUGUUAUUCCCCAUCAUGGCCUGUCUGAAAUGCUUUCUCGCUACUUUUGGCGCUUGUCCAUGUAUGAGUCUGGCCUUGAAGACGACCCAUUGAUGCGUGCUCUUAUUUUUGACUGUCAUGAAGACGACGGCGAGGAUCGAAUGGAGGUGAUGCUUGCUUCUCGCGCUUGGAAUGAAACAUUAGAAGUCAUGAACCAACAAAUCGAACACUUUGGUAAAGCCGAAGCUCGUGGUCUCUCGCUAUCUAUGACAGCGCCUGUUCUUGUGCCCGUUGGUAUCCUUUCUACGCUUCAUUUGCUUGAUAAUUUGCAAACACAGUUUGGUCGUCUUGUCAUCUCUGUCACUGCCAAGCCUCUUACAGCUGCAAUGGUUGCCGAGGAGAGUGAACGUGAAACCGCAUUUACUCAGUUGAUGGAUAUCACCGACCCUGCCAUGGAGAGCGACAACCGCUUUGGUGAUUACCAUCGCUUGGCUCACUGGCUCGCUGCUGUUGGUGCUACUGUGGAUGCUCUCUGGAAGAGCGAUACCAAGGCUGCCGAGAAGUUGCUCAAGACUUUGGUUGAGAAGGUACCUCGCUCUCUUGUGUCUAGAGAAAUCACUGGAGCCGACAUUGUUUGUCAUAAGGAUCGUAUGAACCAAUUGGAUGAAUUAAUCAAAAAGAGCAUGAUUCACAUUCUGGUCGGCGCCUACUUGCUUAAACAAAAGGGUGAAGAACAACGUCGUCGUGGUAUUGAAGAGCUUUGGAAGGCAGAGCAAAUCAAGACUCAAAUCAAGAAGAUGGUGAAUCUUAACAAGGACAGCUCUACCAAGCGUCGCUAUCAAAAGAAGGUGGAACACGACCAUGAUCUUGAAAGCUCUGUAUUGGCACUUGCUGAAUUUGUCACUCAUGUAACUGGUCUGGAAGCCUGGAUUUCUGCAUGGCGCUUAGCGCCUGUAUUAGCCGCUGACAGCAAGGACCGCGAUGUCUGGGAGAACACCAUGACUGAGCAAGUCCGUAACGCUAGUCUACAUUUGCGUCGCAUGAUUCGUCGCCACUCACUGGAUGGAUUGCGCACAAAUCAAGCUAUUGUUGAGCGUCUGAGUCGCUUGGGUGCUUAUGUUUCCAGUCAGAUUGAUGAGAUUGACUCUGCUUGUGAAUGCUCUGAAUUUGAUGAAGAACAUGAGUCAGUCGGCGUUAAGAAAGACAAUAGCGCUCUGCUCGUUCGUCGCUCAGAAAAAGCAUUGGAAAUUCUUCGAGGUCUUUCUUAA